This is a messenger RNA of Hyaloscypha bicolor E, 1287 nucleotides long. Its product is annotated as S-adenosyl-L-methionine-dependent methyltransferase. The record is from RefSeq and is a predicted model, not a curated record. Gene Ontology annotation, molecular function: O-methyltransferase activity. The transcript is spliced from 3 exons. The coding region runs from base 66 to 1244 and encodes 392 amino acids. NCBI's taxonomy places the organism in Eukaryota, Fungi, Ascomycota, Leotiomycetes, Helotiales, Hyaloscyphaceae.
UUCAGAUACACGUUCUGUCCUUCAUCAGAUUUCUUGGUCUUUGGCCUCUCGACCUCUGAAUCGAUAUGGCAGGUACUUACACCCCGCGACCAGAAAUCGCAGCUUUGGUGGAAAAUGUAAACAAAGCUGCAGCUGGCUAUGAAGCCGCAGCUGAAGGUGACGUCCACGUUGCUCGACGAAAUCUUCAGCUAGAGGCUCGAAAACUUCUCUACUCAUUGGAAGAGCCCAAUUCAGAGGUUUGGCCUCGAAUCUUCCAAGUCAAUGUCAGCGCCGCAGUCGAGAUCGUCUCGGAUCUCGAAUUAUGGGAGAAGUUCGAAGGGGGAGGGGAAGUUUCUAUAACAGAAAUGGUGGAGCUCACCAAAGCAGAUGAAAUCAUAAUUAUCCGCAUAUUUCGCCAACUCGUAGCCGCAAAUCUUUUCAUCGAAUCCCCAGGCCCAAGCUUCAGGCUCACUUCUCUCGGAAAACCGUAUCUACAUCCCGACCACCGCGCAUUUAACAAUUUCAUGUUCUUUGAUAUUAUUCCAGCCAUUAUGGCAAUGCCACGAACACUGGCAGAGCAUCAGUAUAAAGCACCUACGAAAGAGACAGGAACGCCAUACAAAUGGGCCCACGGUGAAGAACUCUGGACCUGGCUAGGCUCCCAUCCUGAUCGAGGAGUCAUCAUGGUUGCCGGGAUGCGGUCGCAUAAUCCGAUGGAUGCUUAUCCAUGGGGUAUUGAACUUGCAAAGCUGGAUCUGGAUGAUGAUGAUGUAGCAAUUGUCGAUGUUGCUGGCGGCCAAGGUCACAUCAUGGAUGGAAUCCGCAAGGAGAACCCGAGGAUGAAGGGGCGAUUUAUUGUCCAGGAUUUGCCUUCAACGUUCGACGUUGUGCCUUCACCGCCUGACAGAGUAGAGUUCAUGGUAUAUGAUAUCUUCACUCCUCAGCCCGCCAAGGACGCCUACAUCUAUCAUUAUCGCCAUAUUUUCCAUAACUGGAGUGACGGUGAUUGUACUACCAUUUUGGGACAAAUUGUGCCGCUGCUGAAGACACAGCCGAAAAGCAAAUUACUUUUGGUUGAUGUGGUGUUGCCGAACUCAAAUGCUACGAUGCAGCAGGCGAUUAUGGAUAUAACAAUGUUUCCGAUGGGAGGGAUGGAGAGGAAUGAGAGUCAGUGGAAGGAGUUACUCGCAAAGAGUGGUCUGGGGAUUAAGAAGAUUUGGAGAGGAAGUGAACCAGAAGCAUGUAUCGAGUGCCAAUUACUGUAGAGGCUUUUGCUAUUAGAACUACCUUCUAAUCCCCAAUUUCCUA